UAACGGGAGCUGGGGGCCCGGAGGUGGGAGGGGGGUGGCCGGGCUCCCAGUGGGUCGCCUAGGGUCUGGCAGCUGGCUCGAGGAGGGCAGAUGUGACUCUUAAGCUGAGCUUUUUCUCUCGGCCUCAGCCCCCGGAUCAGACUUCCCCUCUCAUCACCCAGCGUGUAGGGACAGGUCCACAGUCCCUUGUCCGCUCGACAACCCCCAUGGGCUGCCGCCCGCCGCCGCCUCGGCUGCCACCCAGGACGCGGCAGAGAUAAGCUCAGCCCCCUCUCAUUUCUGUGUUCAUCCAGCCUUCCCUUCUGAACCCAUGUCUGUCUGCCCAGCCCUCCUCUCUCUCCUUUUGUCUGUCUGUGAUCUCUAGCCAUCAUCUACCGCCCUUUAUUUCCGCACCCAUCCAUCCUCUCAUUCGACUGUUCUUCUUUCAAAGACAUUUCUGCCCACACUCCUGCCUGCCCCUCUUCACCGUCCCUCUUCCCCUCGUCUCUUGAGCCCCAGUGAAUUAAUUACACCUCAGUUCAUUGCUUGUCACUGUCCAUCCCAAGUCUCAAUCCUUGACUUUCCUUCUGCUGCCUGUUCACCUCUCCCUCUCUUCCGAGCCUCAGGCUGGCCUUUUCAUCAUCGCUGUCUCCGCUCCCUGUAUCCCUCCCUCCCUCAACUUGGUCCCCAUCUCUGCAUCUCCACCUCUCCACCCCCAGCUACCACCACACCUGUCCACCCCCUAUCUCUCUAGCUGCAUCCAUCCGUCUCUCCUGGCCCUCCCCGUGUCUACCCCAGUCUGGCCUCCUUCUUGGUCCCUGGACCGUCCAAGUGCUCCCUCCCACCCUAACCCCCCCUCCCCCCAUUCAUCCUGUUCCUUCGGUCUCUACAAUGCCUUUCCCCACCCCGGCACCACUGCCGCCUGCCUGUGGCUGGCUCCAUGUCAUUCUUCAGGUCUGGGAGAGCCCUCCCUGACCGCCCCCCUCUGAGUUCCUUUGUGACACAUCCUCCAGCUGCGUCCUGUGGAGCGUUCCUCACAGUCUGAGAGUAACCCGUUUGUGUAUGUGUUUUUGUUUGCUUGUUUACUCUAUGUCUCCGCUUGUUGGAUUGUGACCCCAGGAGGUCAGGGAACUCCAGGACCUUGUUCUCUGCUGGAUUCGCAGCAACCAGCACAGCAUGCAGAGUGUAGUUGGUGCUGGACAGAUGUUGGCUGAAUGAAUGAAUGAUGAAUGGCUGGCACCUUGUCUGCUCAUCCCUAACUCCUGUUCCUUCAUCUGUGCAGCCCUAAUCUUUGUUUCCUCGUCUGUCCAUCCCUUUAUUUGUGCAUCCUGAUUCUUUGUCCCUUCACUGCCCUUCUCUGCCUCUUCCUCCUUGUUCAUUUGUCCCUAUUCUGUCCUUUACUCCAUUUAUGCCAACCUCUGUCCCCUUGGCUUAUCCAGUCCCUGUUACUCUCUCCAUCCCUAAUUUCUGCCCUCCUGUCUGUCCGCUCCUAAUUCCUUUUCCUUGUCCAUCCCGCUCUAAUACCUGUCCCCUUGUCCUUCCUCAAAUCUCCAUCCCUUAUCCAUCUCUCUCUAAUCAUCGUCCCCUUUGCCCAUCCUUCCUUUGCUUGGUGUCUCCUUCCACCCUUAUCUCCACACCUGCCCACCCUUCUCUCCCAUUCUGUUUCCCAUCUGCACCCUUGCCCCACCCCUCCCACACACAGGACCAGACGGCCACCAUGUCAGGGGACUAUGAGGAUGACCUCUGCCGGCGGGCACUCGUCCUGGUCACAGACCUCUGUGCACGAGUCCGAGAUGCUGACACCAACGACAGGUGCCAGGAGUUCAAUGACCGAGUCCGAGGCUAUCCCCGGGGUCCAGAUGCAGACAUCUCCGUGAGCCUGCUGUCAGUCAUCGUGACAUUCUGUGGCAUUGUCCUUCUGGGUGUCUCUCUCUUCGUGUCCUGGAAGUUGUGCUGGGUGCCCUGGCGGGACAAGGGAGGCUCGGCAGUGGGCGGUGGCCCCCUGCGCAAAGACCUAGGCCCUGGUGUUGGCCUGGCAGGCCUGGUAGGCGGUGGUGGGCACCACCUGGGGACUGGCCUAGGUGGUCAUCCUCUGCUGGGCGGCCCACACCACCAUGCCCAUGCCACCCACCAUCCACCCUUUGCCGAGCUGCUGGAGCCAGGCAGCCUGGGGGGUUCUGACACCCCUGAACCCUCCUACUUGGACAUGGACUCGUAUCCAGAGGCCGCAGCAGCUGCAGUGGCCGCCGGGGUCAAACCGAGCCAGACAUCCCCUGAGCUGCCCUCUGAGGCAGGGGCAGGCUCUGGCUUGCUCCUGCUGCCCCCCAGUGGUGGGGGCUUGCCCAGUGCCCAGUCACAUCAGCAGGUCACAAGCCUGGCACCCACCACCAGGUACCAAGCCCUGCCCCGACCCCUCACCCAGCAGACUCUGACCUCCCAGCCGGACCCCAGCAAUGAGGAGCGGCCACCCGCCCUGCCCUUACCCCUGCCAGGUGGCGAGGAAAAAGCCAAACUCAUCGGGCAGAUUAAGCCAGAGCUGUACCAGGGGACUGGCCCUGGUGGCCGGCGGGGCGGUGGGGCCCCGGGCUCUGGAGAGGCAGGCUCGGGGGCACCGUGUGGCCGCAUCAGCUUUGCCCUGCGGUACCUCUAUGGCUCGGACCAGCUGGUGGUGAGGAUCCUGCAGGCCCUGGACCUCCCCGCCAAGGACUCCAACGGCUUCUCAGACCCCUACGUCAAGAUCUACCUGCUGCCUGACCGAAAGAAAAAGUUUCAGACCAAGGUGCACAGGAAGACCCUGAACCCUGUCUUCAAUGAGACGUUUCAAUUCUCGGUGCCCCUGGCCGAGCUGGCCCAGCGCAAACUGCACUUCAGUGUCUAUGACUUUGACCGCUUCUCGCGGCACGACCUCAUCGGCCAGGUGGUGCUGGACAACCUCCUGGAGCUGGCCGAGCAGCCCCCUGACCGCCCGCUCUGGAGGGACAUCGUGGAGGGCGGCUCGCUCCCCCUCCCAGUCACCACUCAUGGCAGCCCCACACCAGAGCCUUCUUUCCGGAGGGAGUCUGUGCUCCUUACUUCAUUGCUGCUCCCAGACCCCUACGUGAAGGCCUCUCUGAUCAGCGAGGGGCGGCGUCUGAAGAAGCGGAAAACCUCCAUCAAGAAGAACACGCUGAACCCCACGUAUAACGAGGCGCUGGUGUUCGACGUGGCCCCUGAGAGCGUGGAGAACGUGGGGCUCAGCAUCGCCGUGGUGGACUACGACUGCAUCGGGCACAACGAGGUGAUCGGGGUGUGCCGCGUGGGCCCCGACGCCGCCGACCCGCACGGCCGCGAGCACUGGGCGGAGAUGCUGGCCAACCCCCGCAAGCCUGUGGAGCACUGGCAUCAGCUAGUGGAGGUGAUUUCCGACCCGACCACCGGAGCGUGUGAGCUUGCGCGUGAGUUCUCCCGCGAGCCUGCAGGCCGGGCGCGCGCAGCUGUUCCCGAGUGGUGCUUGAGAGCUCCCACCUUUAAUUCCUUGAUCCAGUGGUUUAUGACCUAUAUCAAAACUCCUCUUCAGGAUCGGAGGGAGGGGCUGAGCAUCCUGGACUCCCUGAAGAUGACAAAGAAAAGAAGGAACAACGGUCGUGCCAAAAAGGGCCGCGGCCACGUGCAGCCUAUUCACUGCAUGAACUGUGCCCGAUGCGUGCCCAAGGACAAGGCCCUUAAGAAAUUCGUCAUUGGAAACAGCGGAGGCCGCAGCAGUGCUGCACCACGACCCCCACCAAAGCCCAUGUGA
Molecule: messenger RNA, 3754 nt
Organism: Cebus imitator (Panamanian white-faced capuchin)
Lineage: Eukaryota; Metazoa; Chordata; Mammalia; Primates; Cebidae
Gene: SYT3
Product: synaptotagmin 3
Exons: 12
Coding region: 1388-3754 (788 amino acids)
Biological process (GO): regulation of dopamine secretion; cellular response to calcium ion; regulation of calcium ion-dependent exocytosis
Cellular component (GO): ribosome; membrane
Molecular function (GO): SNARE binding; calcium ion binding; calcium-dependent phospholipid binding
Source: RefSeq, a predicted model, not a curated record